AUGAUCUCGAGACAGCUCAUACGUCACGUGAAUGGAGGGGCCGCCAGAUUCACCCCCUCUUUACACAUAAAGAGCUUUUCUUCCACCCCGGCCCGUUCAGCCGACUUUUCGCACACCAUCAUUGGAGGAGGAGUGGUGGGUUUGGCCGUGGCAGCAAGUCUGGCCAAACAGAGCCCAAGCAACUCGGUUCUGCUGGUGGAGCGAAACCCGGCAGUAGGCAUGGAAACUUCGAGCCGAAACUCCGAGGUCAUUCACGCUGGCAUCUAUUAUCCGCCAGAAUCGCUGCGUACAGAGUUGUGUAUUCGAGGCAAGGAGCUCAUUUACAGCACUGCUCAGGAGGCCGGAGUUGAUCUUAAGAACUGUGGCAAAUGGAUUGUGGCGCAAAAUGACGACGAAUUGAGCUACUUGGAGAAAAUGCAUGAGCGGGUCUCGGCUUUGGGGGUGCCUAUCGAGUGGGUAUCAGAUGCCGACAGAAAGAGGCUUGAACCAGACGUCAAGGCAACCGCGGGAGCUCUCAAUUCACCCACCACGGGCAUCAUUUCGGCUCACUCGCUCAUGCUAUAUUUAGAGGGCGAAUUUGAAAAUAAUGGAGGCACUAUUGCGUUGCUAUCUGAUGUCACUGGUCUGGAGUACAAGAACAACGAGUACCUUUUGACAGUGGAAAGUGAAGGUGAAAAGUCGGAAAUUACCUCCGCCGCAGUAGUCAACUCUGCCGGCCUUGCGGCGCCCAAAAUCUCAAACAUGCUGCUUCCCGAGGACCGUCAUGUCACUGCUUACUACGCCAAAGGUAACUACUUCUCAUAUUCUGCCUCCAAGCCCCAUACUAACAGACUCGUCUACCCCUGUCCCAGCUCUCAGGCUUCUCUCGGCACGCAUUUGACGCUUGAUCUUGGUGGCAGAAUCAAGUUUGGACCAGAUCUGGAAUGGGUGGACUCACCAAAUGAUCUCCAGGUCAACGGAUCUAGGCUUGAUGAGGUCUAUGAGGCUGUCACGACAUAUCUUCCGACCGUGGAGAGGCAGCAUUUGCAGGCAGACUAUGCUGGUAUUCGGCCUAAAAUCACUGGCCCUGACCAAAAGGGCGUUUUCCAAGACUUUGUCAUUCGUCAGGAGGACGAUUUCCCUGGCUUCAUCAACCUACUCAACAUUGAGUCCCCUGGCCUCACCUCUUCCAUGGCCAUUGGAGAGAAGGUUGCCAAGAUGGUGUAA
Molecule: messenger RNA, 1206 nt
Organism: Yarrowia lipolytica CLIB122
Lineage: Eukaryota; Fungi; Ascomycota; Dipodascomycetes; Dipodascales
Molecular function (GO): (S)-2-hydroxyglutarate dehydrogenase activity
Source: RefSeq, a predicted model, not a curated record